UGUCCACUCCCCACAAAGUAGCACAGGAUGAGAAACCAGUUCCCCUCAGUCUGAGCAGCUGUGCAGUGACUCUACCCAGUGUCAGCUUUCCAUCUCUCUCUGAAAACACUUCAUUGUCUCAGAAUUUCAGGAGAUUACAAAAUCCUCUGGAUCACCUUCUGAGAGAUUUACUAUUUGCUCUUCACACACACACUCACACACAGACACAGACACACACAGACACACACACAUACACAGACACAGACACAGACACACACUCACUCACUCACUCACUUGCUCACUCACUCACUGCUUCCUGCCCUGCAAAGGCUGGAUACCACUGAAGAAUUUUCUGAAGAGGCUUAUCCAUGACUGGAGAGAUGGUGAAUUACUACAAGCAAAUUGUUCUUCUGUCUGGAUUAGAAUAUAUGAAUGACUAUAACUUUAGAGCACUUAAGUCCUUACUGAACCAUGACCUAAAACUGACUAAGAACAUGCAAGAUGAUUAUGACAGAAUUAAGAUUGCUGACUUAAUGGAAGAAAAGUUCCCAGAGGAUGCUGGAUUGAGCAAACUGAUAGAAGUAUGUGAAGACAUUCCAGAACUUGCAGCUCGUGUUGAUAUACUUAGAAAAGAGAUGGAGAAAGUUAAAAAUAAAACCAAAAUAAAAUCGGAAUCCAGUCCUCUCCCACUUACCUCCAGCCUGAUGGAAGCUUGGGAAGUAGAACCAGCUAUGGUGACAGCUUCAUCAGAGGAAAGCAAAGAUACUAUCCCUGAAUCACCUGAUACCAUGACAACACAGUUUUUGGAGGAAAAGCCUAAGUUUCCAUUACUUUCAGCAACCAGCACAAGCCAGGCUGAGGGUGAACCACUGACUCCCCAGAGGUUUCCAACAACAGCCUCCAGCAGUCUCCAGACACCCCUGGAGCCUACAGAAAUAUUGUCCACCAUAUUGGCAACAUCUCAGGGUUCUUCAGCACCAUAUUCCACCUGUGACAAAUCUUCUCGGGUGCCUCCAGUGACAGUCUCCAGCAGCCUCCAGACCAUCCAGACCUGUCAGGCAACCUCAACACUUCCUUGUAGUCACCACACUUCUCUGGAGUCUCCAAAAACAGAGCCCAGCAGUGUCCAGGCCACUCAGAUGACUCAAGCAAUAAAGGCAAGUGGUCAUAAUUGUCCUCAGGUGCCUGCAUCAGCAGUAUCCAGCAGUUUCAUUAAACCUCAGGUGACCCCAGCAAUGUUACUCAGCGGUGUCCAAACUCCUUUGAUGCCUCAAGCAACAGUGCCCAGCCGUGCCCAGACCUUUCAACUAACCCCAGCAAAAAUGACCAGUGGUUGUAAUAGUCCUCAGAUGUCUGCAGCAACAGUAUACAGCAGUUACAGUAACCCUCAGGUGACUCCAGUGCACAGCAGUGUCCAGAUCUUGCAAAUGAACCUAGCAGCAAUGACCAUUGGUUGUAAUAGUCCUCAUGUAUCUGCAGCAACAGUAUCCAGCCCUUACAAUAACCCUUGGGUGACUCCAGCAACAUUUCCCCGAAAUGCCCAGACCUUGCAACUCUACCCAGCAGCCAUGGCCCAUGCCUGUAAUAGUCCUCAGGUGUCUGCAGCAACAAUAUCCAGCAGUUACAAUAAUACCCCUCAGGUGUCUUCUGUAACAGUGCCCAGGAGUUUUCCUGCCAUGUCUCUGUCUCCAGCAAAGCCACUCAAGGCAAAGAUAGGAUCUCAUCUGGGUGCUACAGACCAGCUGGUAAAGGAUCACCAGUUUGAGGACAAUGAAAUGCAGAAUCCCCAGUCUGGAUUAGGGACAGGCUUAUCAGAUCAGCCCCGCCUGUCCCGAACACAAAGCCGCACAGAGAAGAGAAGGAGAAAGCAGGAAGAACAGCCGCUUGCAACCAAAAUGAAGAGACUCUCCCUAUCUCCACCACAGACAACAGCAAGGAGAGUCAACCCGAUGCCAACCUGGGGACAACUAAAGAAGCUGACUCGUGAGGCGGAGGGACUAGUACAGAGAACGGGCAACAAGCUUUCAUCAGAGACAAUGUUUUUGGCCAUGCUUGCUUUAAUAGCUAUGCAGGUGACUGCCAUAGCGGGAGAGUUUUUGGGCUUACAUACCCAAGCCACCAUUUCUUCAUCCGGUCGGGUAGAAAGGACAGAAUAAUAUAAAAGUCACGACUAGUAAUUCAUAGUUUUUGGGUGGAUUCCAAGAUUUUGGUAGGAAUCAUCAUAUUUCCAAGCAUGUAAAUUAUAAGGGAAGGUCUGAUGUAGUUCCUAGUUGCCUAGCACUUAAAGGAGCUGUACUGAUAGGGUUCUUGCCAGUCAACUAUAGAUCUUUUGUGACUGUUGCUCAUGAUAAUGAGGAUAGGCUCAAGUGCUGGGUAUGGAAAUUGCAAUCUCAGUUGCUUGGAUAUGAAAAUUAUAAUAAAACUUCUGAGACUGUACCUAGACUACCAGUCCCUGAUUGUGUGGUAAUUAUGGGAGAUAAAGAUAAUGAUUAUACUUGGAAUAGUAUGAUUACUGAGUACCCUGUGUGGCUAGAUUGUGGAUUUAAGCAUUCAGCUACAGUUUUUCAUCCUAGGGGAACUCAAGAUAAUUUUAAUUUAAUUUUGCUCUCUUUUUAAGGAACUCUCAGAUUAUCAAUUUCAUGGGUUUGAUCCUGAUAUGAGGAAUGAGCCUUUGAAAUGAUAUUUCACUCCAGGCUUUGUAGCCCCGAUUUGGGUUGGUCAUUCUGUUGCAUAUAAUACUACUGCUAUUCAAGCAGAUUUGUUUAGACUUGUUGCUACUGCUAACAUGAUCUUUUUAACAAAACCCAAAGCUCAGGUCAACUCCCCUAUAGCAGUGAAAUCUUGUGUUCCUUAUCUGUAUGCUACAUUGUUGGAUAGUUUGACAGAGUUAAGAUCACAAAUGUUGGCAAGUCUUUUCAUAUUCAUUAUAAUUCUUGUCAAUUAACUAAUUGUGUAUAUCCUAAUUUAGAUACGGAAUCCGCUAUUAUGAUUUUGUUAAAGAGAACUGCUUAUGUUUUUGCUGCCUGUGGAAAUGAUCUUUGGUUUGAGAAUUUGGGAAUGCAAACUUUGAAAACAUUAAGUGAGCUUAUUCGACCUAAGAGAUUUGUUACAGCUCUGAUAUGGGGAUUACUGCUUUAAUAGCAAUUAUAACUUCUUUUGCAUUAUCUACCACAGCCCUAGUUCAGCAGCUGCAUACUGCUCAUUUUGUUAAUGAGAUGCAUAGGAAUAUUUCCAUAGCUCGGUCAGAACUACAUCUUAUAGACAAGAAACUGGAGGCAAAGGCUAAUGCUUUAGAAGAAGUAGUUUUAGCAGUGGGACAGGAUAUAGCAAAUAUUAAGGUUAGGUUAGCUACUAAAUGUCAUGCUUCAUUUCAAUAUAUUUGUGUCACACCAUUACCUUAUAAUGCAACUAUUAAUUGGAAAAAGACUGGAACGGUUAAAGACAGAAAUUUCAGAUAUUAGCAGAAGUCAAUUGAUGAAUUGGCCAGAGAUUUAAAAAAUAAUCUAAGUGCAACGAAUCCCUUAGAUUGGGUUCAAUAUAUAAUCUUGCUUGCUAUUAUUAUUGGCAUUAUUUUAUUCAUAAUUGUUGUGUUUCUACUCAUCUUUAGAGUUCUUCUGAGAUUUGUAACUACGACAAGGGAGGACAUUCUGGAACUUCAUCUGAAAAAUAAGAAAGAGGGAAUGCUACACAAACUCCAGUGAAGACUGCAUGGCAGGCCCAAGAGCUUGGACACAGUGCUGAGGCAAAAAGUUUCAUGGAAACUUAAUGUCCUGGAGACUUGGCAUCCCUGUAGCAUGAAUGCUCCAAACUUGUUCUUGUGUUAGUUGGUGAAUGGAUCUGUAUGUUUUCUUUCAGUAUUGUUUUAUUAAUAGGUGCCUCUAAGUAAUGAUUUUACUAAUACCUAAAUCAGGUUGAAUUUUGCUUCCUGGCCUUCACCAAUGUCCUAGGCAGUCCUGGAGCUGACCCUGGGCUUGGAAUUUCAUAAGAAUGUUACUCAUUCAGACGAAAUGCCCCAGUGUUGACAGUUAGUAAUCUGGCAUCUCACAGUUUGCCAGAUAGGAGCUAGAAAUCUCAGGACUAGUUCAAAAUAGUAAACUUAGAAUCCUCAUUACAGUCAGGUAUGGCAGACUACAUUGCAUAUUAGAAGAAAGUUGAGUUCUACUGACCAAUGGAGAUUUCCCUACAGACACUUAAAAGAGCAGCCAGGUUACUCCCAUAUGAAAGAAUUUACAAUGGCCUAGGAAUAAGGAGGGUUGUAGUUUAAGGAAGAACUAGAGUAUUGCAUUAUUCAUGAAAAGGUCAGCAAGAGCAGAACCCCCCUGGUGCAAGCUUUCACAAGGCUCAGAGGAAUAGCAUAAAUUGUGACUAGGGUGUGAAAUCCUCACCUGGCUCCUGUCAAUAGCUGCCUUUAGAUAGGUCUGAUCUUAUCUCAAUUGUAAACAUUGCCUGGUUUCUGCCAGUCUUUAUGUAUGCAUCUUUUGUUUUGUGUCAGAUUACUUCAAUGUACCUUGGCUGAUGUGUCACCUAACUUCUCUGUUUUCUUCUGUAAUAUAAAUCUGAUAUUCAGUUUGAGAAAUUACAU
Messenger RNA from Mus musculus (house mouse), 4561 nucleotides. It is a transcript of the gene Ifi208, whose product is annotated as interferon activated gene 208. Lineage: Eukaryota; Metazoa; Chordata; Mammalia; Rodentia; Muridae. The record is from RefSeq and is a predicted model, not a curated record. Bases 348 to 2135 code for a protein of 595 amino acids. The transcript is spliced from 6 exons. Gene Ontology annotation, biological process: cellular response to interferon-beta; activation of innate immune response.